Molecule: messenger RNA, 1246 nt
Organism: Medicago truncatula (barrel medic)
Lineage: Eukaryota; Viridiplantae; Streptophyta; Magnoliopsida; Fabales; Fabaceae
Product: peroxidase A2
Exons: 4
Coding region: 37-1071 (344 amino acids)
Biological process (GO): response to oxidative stress; hydrogen peroxide catabolic process
Molecular function (GO): heme binding; peroxidase activity
Source: RefSeq, a predicted model, not a curated record
AAACUUAAUUAUAGAAUUAAGGCACAAGACAAAAAAAUGGGUUCCAUAAAUGUACUAGGGGUGGUAUUUUGGUGUGCAGUCUUGAUGCAUGCUGGGUAUGCUCAGCUUAGUCCCUCAUUUUACAGCCAAACAUGUCCAUUUCUAUACCCUAUUGUGUUUAGAGUCAUAUUUGAGGCUUCUCUCACUGAUCCACGUAUUGGUGCCAGUCUCAUUAGGCUUCAUUUCCAUGAUUGCUUUGUUCAAGGUUGUGAUGGAUCAGUUUUGUUGAACAACACUAAUACCAUAGUAAGUGAGCAAGAUGCACUUCCAAACAUAAACUCAUUAAGGGGUUUGGAUGUUGUAAACCAAAUCAAGACAGCAGUUGAAAAUGAAUGUCCAGCCACUGUUUCUUGUGCUGAUAUUCUUACUAUUGCAGCUCAAGUAGCUUCUGUUCUGGGAGGAGGUCCCUCAUGGCAAAUUCCAUUGGGAAGAAGGGAUAGUUUAACAGCAAACCAAGCCCUUGCAAAUCAAAACCUUCCAGCACCCUUUUUCACAUUGGAUCAACUUAAAGCUGCAUUUCUUGUUCAAGGUCUCAACACUACAGAUUUAGUUACACUCUCAGGUGCUCAUACAUUUGGAAGAGCUAAGUGUAGCACCUUCAUUAAUCGUUUAUACAAUUUCAAUAGCACUGGAAAUCCUGAUCAAACUCUAAACACAACUUACUUACAAACAUUGCGUGAGAUAUGUCCCCAAAAUGGAACAGGGAACAAUCUCACCAAUUUGGACCUUACUACACCAAAUCAAUUUGACAACAAAUUCUACUCCAAUCUUCAAAGCCACAAAGGCUUGCUUCAAAGUGAUCAAGAGUUAUUCUCAACUCCUAAUGCAGAUACCAUUGCUAUUGUUAAUAGCUUUAGUAGCAACCAAGCUCUCUUCUUUGAGAAUUUUAGGGUGUCCAUGAUUAAAAUGGCUAAUAUUAGUGUGCUAACCGGUAAUGAAGGGGAAAUUAGGUUGCAAUGUAAUUUUAUUAAUGCAGAUUCCUCUGGAUUAUCUGGUGGUGCAUCAAAAGAUGAACUUUUAAGCUCAUUCUAAAUUAGUUAACGUGCUUGGAAGGGUAAACUAUAUAUUGUAAACUACUUACUUAAAAUAAAACAAGAAGAGUGUGAUUGGGAAUUAGGUUUUUCCAAUUUACCUCUUGUCAUCGGUUGUUAAAGUUACUUUGAAUUUCAAUGUCACAUGAAAUAAUUUAUUUACAUUUAUGUUGAAA